Messenger RNA from Daucus carota subsp. sativus, 2690 nucleotides. RefSeq names its product receptor-like protein 9DC3. Gene Ontology annotation, molecular function: protein binding. The transcript has 2 exons. NCBI's taxonomy places the organism in Eukaryota, Viridiplantae, Streptophyta, Magnoliopsida, Apiales, Apiaceae. The coding region runs from base 19 to 2535 and encodes 838 amino acids. The record is from RefSeq and is a predicted model, not a curated record.
ACUACUGGAGUAUAAAACAUGAAGCACUUUGAAAUGCCUUAUUGUCACCUUCUUAUACUUGUAUUCUUCCUCCUCUUGCUUCCAUCCAGCCUCGCAACAAGAAAAGAAGGGGAAGCUCUAGUGAAGUGGAAGGAUAGCCUAUCCCCGUCCUCGUUUCUCGAAUCUUGGUCCUCAACCAAUCUCAAUAAUCUUUUUAACUGGACUGGCAUUACCUGUAACUCCGAGGCUUUAGUAUCUGAAAUCAACCUUUCACGAAAACAACUUGAAGGAACGCUAGCUGAGUUCCGCUUCAAUUUGUUUCCAAGUCUCAACAAUUUUACCAUCAGUGGCAACAGUUUCACAGGUCCAAUUCCACCAGAGAUUGGUACUUUAACAGAGCUUCAACAUCUCGAUUUCAGCUUUAAUAGUCUCAAUGGUUUCAUUCCUUAUCAGGUUAGCCAUCUUCAAAAAUUGCGCACCUUAGACCUUUCAUAUAAUCUCUUGGAAGCUCCAAACUGGUCCAAGUUUUCUCCUAUUCCUUUCUUGACUACACUUAAUGUCAGAUUCAAUAAUCUUGUGUCAGAAUUUCCCGAGUUCAUAUCCAAUUGUCAUAACCUGGCUAAACUUGAUCUUUCACAUAACUUUCUAACAGGUGAUAUGGUGCGUGAAUCAGUAUUUAAUAAUUUGCAAGAUCUCAAAUUCCUCAGUAUUAUGGAAAAUUCUUUUGAGGGGCCAUUUCCGCCAAGUAUACUCAAUCUUUCCAGAAUAAGACAUCUUGAGCUAUCAAGUAAUAACUUUUCAGGUUCUAUACCCCAGAAUAUAGGGAUGCUUCAUGAUCUUAAAUAUCUGAGCUUGUUUGCUAAUUCAUUUGUAGGAAGUAUACCUUCUUCUAUUGGUCUACUUAGGGAGCUUCAAAUUCUAGAUCUCUCGUAUAACCAUUUAAAUUCCAAUAUUCCUCGUGAGAUGGGGCUUUUGACUAAUCUCAGCGAAUUAUAUCUCGAUAUGAAUAAUCUUACAGGCAAUAUUCCUUCCGAGCUGGGCCUCUUGACUAAGCUCAACCUUUUGGUUCUUCUUUCCAAUAACCUGACAGGAAAUGUACCAUCUGAGAUUGGAAACCUGAAGCUACUGACUCAACUUCUUCUCGGUUCUAAUCAGUUGACUGGACCAGUUGUGAAGUCCGUUUUUAACCUCAGUAAUCUAGAGGUUCUUGGUCUACCUAAUAACAAGUUUACUGGCAAUAUUCCUGGUGACUUCUGGAAAAAUCUUAAAUCUUUGUUAUACAUGGAUUGUCGCGACAACCUUUUUUCAGGAACCAUUCUGGGAUUAAAUACUAAUCUGAAUCUUACUUACAUUGAUUUAAGUGGAAACCAAUUUACAGGUGAGUUUCCCUCAACAAUUUGCAAUGUCACGUCCAUUGAGGUUCUUGAUCUAUCGCAUAAUGGAUUAAGCGGUGCACUUCCACAUUGUGUGGGAAAGCUUGCCAACAAUCUGCAUACCAUGGUUCUCGGUAAUAAUAAAUUUCAAGGAAUAAUACCAACAACCUUCAGCAAUACCUGUCACCUAGAAGUUUUGAACAUGCAAAACAAUCACUUUGAAGGAAUGGUGCCCCAAGCUUUGGCAAACUGCAAGGAGUUGAAAAUUCUUGAUAUGGGAAACAACCACAUAAGUGGUACCGUUCCAUCAUGGCUAAGUACUCUUCAAAAUCUAGAAGUCCUUGUCUUGCGAUCAAAUAGACUUCAUGGUAAAGUAAGUGCCAGUAGUACAAAACAUCCCUUUCCUAAGUUGCGAAUUGUUGAUCUCUCCAACAAUGAAUUCACUGGAAAUUUGCCAAUUCAAUAUUUUUAUUAUAUGAAACCGACUAGAAAGGGAUAUGAUUAUAACAAUUCAAAAGAAGAUUUUCAGUACUUUUACCAAGCUUCUGUCCCAUUACGUGUGAAAGGCACAGAGUAUGAAGUGAAAGAAAUCCUUUAUAUUUACACAGCCAUUGAUCUGUCGUGCAACAAAUUUCAAGGGAAAGUCCCAAAGGUCAUUGGGGAUCUUAGUUCACUCGCCUUGCUUAAUUUAUCUCAUAAUAGUCUUACAGGACCUAUCCCAUCAGUGUUGGGGAAUAUGGAAACGCUCCAAUCUCUAGAUUUGUCAUCGAAUCAAUUGUCAGGUGUUAUUCCUAAUCAAUUAACUAGUUUGACAUUUUUUGCGGUCUUGAACCUCUCUGAAAACCAUCUUACCGGAGAAAUUCCUCUAAAAGGACAGUUCAGCACUUUUGGAAAUGAUUCAUACUUGGGUAACUCAGCUUUGUGUGGACUUCCUUUGACGAAGAAAUGCAUGCAUGCAGUGUCACCACCACAAGAAGUCGGAAAUGAUGGUGAUGAUGAAGAUGAUGUUCACAAUGGACUCAACUGGGAAUUGAUCCUGAUGGGAUACGGAUGUGGAUUGAUAUGCGGAUUGUCUUCAGGAUACAUUGCUUUCAAAAUGGGAAAGCCUCGGUGGUUCGUGAGAUACAUUGAAUUACUGCAACUGAAGUUGAUAAGGACACGCAUGAAGAAGAGAGUUCGAUGAAGACGAUAACAUUGACAAAAUGUUGUCUCGGGAUCAUGUGUAUUCUGUUUUGUUCAUCUAGAUCAAAUUUAAUACAAAUGCAAUUGAAAGUAAAAUACUUUGUAGUUAAAUUGUAUUAAUCUCAUAUAUAUCAUAAUAAAGUUCAUUGUCUUCCA